CGGGGCAUGCUGGGAUAUUUAGUUUCACACUAGAGAUUUCAAUAGGGUGAUGAAUGGAAAUUCCUUAGUUACACUACAUAACCCACAAUGCAACGCUGCUCAGUACUGACUGGGGAUUUGAGCUGCUGAAAGAAGAACCCUCUCUGUAUAACAUGGAGCAGAACUUGUUGUUCCUGGAUGGACUGGGUGAGCACUCGAUUCUCUCCUUUACUUAAAGGAGAAGGAAAGGUUAAAAGCAACUAGCCGUCUGGCCCAGAGAUCUCACUGGAGAGAGAAGUGAGGGAGGAGAUGGGAGACGGCAGCCAGGGGAUAAAGUGUGAGCUUGAUGUUCCAGACACAACAACUGGUUCCUCAGAUGUCCCCCCAACCAUUAUAGUGAAGAUUGAAGCAGAUGGGGAGUCGUAUCAGUGGUCCCCAAAACUGAACGGGGAGCGAGAGGCGGCUGCCAUGCCAGCUCUCCGGCAACAGCAGCACUUGGCCACUGAGAAUAUGGAGACCUUCAUGGAUGAGUCCCAGGCCCAGCAGCAGGCGGAGCAUGAGAGGCAGCGCAAGGCUCGUUUCUCCGAAGAGGAAAAUGACGUUCUCAUCAACAGUAUUCUUCCUCAUUAUGAUAAACUGUUUGGCAAACUGGCCGCACGGACCUCCACCGCAGUGAAGAACGCCCUGUGGAGGGAAAUCGCUGCUGCCGUCAAUGCCAUCUCUGCCUACCCACGCUCACUGCAGAACUGUAAGAAACGAUAUGCCGACGUGAAGAGAAAAGUCAAGGAGAAGCUGUGCAAGAUUGCCAAACACAGCUUGGCUACGGGCGACAGGGCGCCUCUCAGCAUCUCCUUCUGGCCAUACGAGCGCAUCAUGGAGAAGAUUAUCUCUGCUGAAGUAGUAGCCGGAGUCCCCGGUGCCACUGAUUCUGGUAGAAUGGCUGAGCCCAAUGCUGCAGGUCCAUCAGAUUUCGAUGCUGGUUCUGAGUAUUUCACUGAUAUCCAAGAUGGAAGUGAAUCAGCAAGAUCUGAGAUAGAAGAUCCCCAGAUGCCCAUUCAUCAUUUCCCUGUGGACAAGGAGGACCACGGUAUAUCACACAUGGAAGGGGGCCUCCCUCAUCCUCAAGAAGAAACACAGAUUGUUCAAGAGGAACCUUUAAGAGAGAGAAGGCCGAAUGCAUGUAGAGUUGAUCCAAGCCAAAGGUCCAGAGAGCUGUGGAGCACUAGACAUCAUCAUUCCGUGAGAGAUCACACGACUCUUAUCUAUGCUGAGCAAAGUCAUUUCCGACGGACCAUGGCAAAGAAGUUAGACAUCCUGAAUAACAAUGUGAAGGCACUAAACAAGAACGUUAAGGCUUUCCAGCAUUCCUUCAACCAAAGCAUCAUGGCCUUGUCUCAGUCUAUGCAACAGCAGAACUCCAUCUUUGAGAAGCUCUCCUCCAACCUGCUCCUGAUGGCCCAACAACAGCAGCAACACAAUCAACUAUGCACCACUGCCAUAAAGCAACUAUUCCAGAUCUUUCCAUCAUCCAGAGACUCCGUGCCACUGUCCAUGCCCAAUGAGAUGCCUAGUGAUGCCACUAGUGAAAUGGAGACACUAAAAGACCUGCCAGCUCAGAAAGAACCUUGUGCACAUGAGGUCACAGGCCCUAGGAGGCCUUCAAGUCCAUCAGGAGAAGCACCCAAGAGAAGGCGCCAUUAAGACUUGGAGACGUUAUCAUAUGUAGCACUCAACAACUAACUAGUUAUACCUAAGCACUAACCAGCUCUGGUUUUAGAGAGAUAAACCUCAUAUUUUAUAAAGAAAGUGGAUUUUUUUUCCAUUUGGGAAAAUUUUCUUUUCAGUUGACUAAAUCUUUUGGUGUAUUGUCUGUAUGUGAUGCAGGCAGGGCUUGUAGGGUCCACCAGAGUCUCCCCCACAUCCAGGCUCUUCUCACAGUCAUUAGAUGUACAACAUGAUACAGGGGCUGGAUGUUCCAUGUCUGGAUGGUGCAAACUAGUGAUGUGAGGGGUGACCCGAAACCUUCUGUGACCUGAGGGCUGAGCAGCACUGGGCCAGACUGGGGAAUUAUAGUCCUCCAACAGUUCUGCAGAGGAGCACCCAGAAGUAACACACAGAGUAACUCGACAUGGGUCUGCUGUGGGUCCUACUAUGGCAACAUGUUGUGGGGGGGAGUUUUUCCUGAACCCACAAAUGACUAGUGGAAACAUCUGAUCAUCUUGUCCUACAGGGGGGCACCCUGAGCUGAUUAAGUGUUGUAUCAUUAAUAAAGUAUUCUGCUAAUUAUCCCGGCCCAAAUCAGGCCUCA
Xenopus laevis (African clawed frog) is the source of this 2287-nucleotide messenger RNA. RefSeq lists its product as uncharacterized. Gene Ontology annotation, biological process: regulation of transcription by RNA polymerase II. Gene Ontology annotation, molecular function: RNA polymerase II cis-regulatory region sequence-specific DNA binding; DNA-binding transcription factor activity, RNA polymerase II-specific. NCBI's taxonomy places the organism in Eukaryota, Metazoa, Chordata, Amphibia, Anura, Pipidae. The coding region runs from base 289 to 1680 and encodes 463 amino acids. The transcript has 6 exons. The record is from RefSeq and is a predicted model, not a curated record. Gene Ontology annotation, cellular component: nucleus.